AUGGCUACCACACAAACAUAUCCAUCUCCAAAUGUGCAGCCUAAGUUGGUAAAAAAAGAAGAUGGAUCCAAAACUGAUGCUUGGUGGGCAAAUGCCGUUUUCGUCAUCAUCGUACAUUUAAUAUCGGCAAUUUCACUUCUUGUUCAUGCACCUACCGCAAAAACGAUGUGGCUAUGGAGUCAUAGAGCAUUUACUGCUCGCUUACCAUUACGUUUUCUUCUUGGAAUAAUGGGUACACUCGCCUUCCAAGGUUCAAUAAAAUGGUGGGUUCUCAGACACAGAUUACACCACAGAUUCACUGAUACUGAACACGAUCCUUAUUCUGCUGCUAAAGGUUUCUGGUUUUCUCAUAUGGGUUGGAUUUUUACCAAACCAUAUUAUCCACGAUUAAAACUUAUCGAUGCCACCGACUUGAAUUCCGAUCCAAUCGUCGUUUUCCAGCAUAAAAAUUACGUUUUCUUGGCUUUAUUCACCGGUUUAAUCCUUCCUGCCUGUAUCGCUGCCACUUGGGGUGACGCUCUUGGUGGUCUCUUAUAUGGUGGCUUUUUCUGUCGUAUUUUGACUUGGCAUGCUACCUUCUGCAUAAAUAGUUUUGCUCAUUGGGCCGGUGAUCAACUUUAUUCUAAUGAAAUCUCUGCACGUGGUAAUUUAUUGCUUGCCAUAAUGACUAAUGGUGAAGGAUAUCAUAACUAUCAUCAUGAAUUUCCCAAAGAUUAUCGUAAUGGUUACAGAUUAUUCGAUUAUGAUCCUAGUAAAUGGGUAAUCUGGUUCUUUCAUUGUUGCACUAAUCAAGUACCAUCCGUUGCCAGAGUUCCAGAUAAUGAAAUUCGAAAAGCUCGUUCAAACAUGAAAUUACUUGAAGCACAACGUGAACGUGACCAAUGCGAUUGGGGUGUCGAUCCAAAUACUCUUCCUAUCAUGACUUAUAAUGAAUUUCAAGAAAAAGUAAAAAAUGAAGGAAAAGAAUGGAUGUUAAUUGAUGAUUUUGUUUUAAAUGUUGAAAAUUUUAAAUCUUCACAUCCUGGUGGGUCAAAAUUAUUAGGUUCUUAUUAUGGAAAAGAUGCUACAAGAGCUUUCCAUGGUGGGUUAAAUAAUCAUACAAAGGCUGCGAAAACCAUGUUGGCUAUGUUUAGGGUUGCUAAGAUUAGUAAAAGUGAAACUGAGUUGUAA
Cetraspora pellucida is the source of this 1170-nucleotide messenger RNA. The record is from the annotation of a GenBank genome assembly. Lineage: Eukaryota; Fungi; Glomeromycota; Glomeromycetes; Diversisporales; Gigasporaceae.